This is a messenger RNA of Penicillium soppii, 564 nucleotides long. Its product is annotated as mitochondrial 54S ribosomal protein bL12m. The transcript is spliced from 2 exons. Gene Ontology annotation, biological process: translation. NCBI's taxonomy places the organism in Eukaryota, Fungi, Ascomycota, Eurotiomycetes, Eurotiales, Aspergillaceae. Bases 1 to 564 code for a protein of 187 amino acids. The record is from RefSeq and is a predicted model, not a curated record. Gene Ontology annotation, cellular component: ribosome. Gene Ontology annotation, molecular function: structural constituent of ribosome.
AUGUCAUUCGCUACCCAGACCGCAGCUCGCUGCGCCAGACAGCUCUCCGGCUCCGUCCGUCCAUCCUCCCUGCGCAUCGCGACCUCCGCAUACCUCACAGCCCGUCGCACACCCAGCACCCAACGAUGGGAAUCCACCGCUGCUGCCCCCACAAACCCUAAGAUUUCCCAGAUUGUGGACCAGAUCAGCACAUUGACCCUGCUUGAGACUGCCGACCUGGUCUCCAGCUUGAAGACCCGCCUGAACAUCCCCGACCUCCCCGUCGGCGGUUUCGCCAUGGCCGCCGGCGGUGCCCCCGGAGCCGCCGCCCCCGUUGAGGAGGAAGAAGCCGCGCCCGCCGCCGCCGAGAAGACCCUCUUCAACCUGAAGCUCGAGUCCUUCGAGCCCACUUCCAAGCCCAAGGUCAUCAAGGAGAUCAAGACCAUGCUCGGCCUGUCGCUGGUUGACAGCAAGAAGUUCGUCGAGUCUGCACCCAAGAUCCUGAAGGAGUCCGUGCCCAAGGAGGAGGCAGAGAAGAUCAUCGAGACCCUCAAGGCGCUCGGUGCUAAGGCGAUUAUGGAGUAA